CUUACGUUUUGUUAAGCCAACCGUCAUGCCUCACUUCGAGGUCCCGAGUCUGUUCAAGCCAAGGCUGUUUUUGGGGUGUUUUAGAUUCACCAUUUUAUCCUUAUUUUGUAAUGAAUGCUUAAGACUCUUGACUGUACAGUUAUGGUGAAGGGAUUAGAUCCCUAACCUGUAUGUUAUGUGCAUCUGAUAUGUAUAUAUGUUUAUGGUUAUGAUGUGGACUAGUCCAUAAAAGUCAUUUUUCAUUCAGAUUUUCACAGCUCAUUAGACAUCUUUCAUUUACUGUUUGGCUUCCGCCAGCCCCUUACUCUGUAUUAUUGUCAUUACUAUUAAGCAGGCCUUUGGUAAUCACAGAUUACUGGCCGGUUACGAUACUAAACCCUUAGGGGCAGGUUUGGGUCGUGACAGAAACCUCGAAGGUUUUGAAAUAACCGUGAGGAAGUCUUUCUGAUUACAACCAUGAAGGAUGUAACCGCAAGUAAUCCCAGGUGGAAGCUUGAUAAUAAUCAGUUUAGGGCAGGCUUCUAUAAUGAAUGUGAAAAGAAGAUCUUAAGUGCAUUUCCUAGAACUGAUCUUCGAGCCACUCCUCACAUCGACUCAAAGAUUAAGUUGUGGAGGAAACAAUAUAACACUCUUUAAGAUAUGUUAAAGAUAAGUGGUUUUGGUUGGGAUGAUGAACAGAACAUGGUGCUAGUUGAUAGUGACGACGUAUGGCUGAACUAUGUCAGGAGGGUGCUAGAUGCAAAAGGGAUGCGAAAUAGGCCAUUCCCGUUCUAUGAAGAUUGGUUUAUUCUAUUUGGGAAGGAUAGGGCGACUGGUGAACUAGCUGAGGAUCCUGCUGAUGCAGUUGCAGCCAUGGAAAAAGAAGAUGCGAAUGCAACUACAGAAGAGGGAGAACAGUCUCUUGUUGAACAGUUUAGUAUGAACAUAGGUGAUAUGGACUACUCAAUGUCUACUUCAGGUAAUAUUUCCAACUGUGCUGACUCUACUAAAACUGGACAAAAAGGGGCUCGACCUGCUGAGGGGAUUCCCACUGAACUAUCUGAGAUGGCAAAAAAUCUUGGAUCAUUCAUUGAGAAUACCAAUACUACGAUGGUGGAGAUUGCUCAUAGGAUAGGAUAUUCACAUGACCUAUCCCAACAAAGGAGGUUGGUUAAUGAAGAACUUCUGAAGUUGCCAAUGAGUACUACCCAAAGGUUGAUGGCAGCAUCUAUAAUAGUGAAAGAUGAAGACAAAGUUGACUUGUUCUUCAGUUUAGAUGAGAAUGACAAGAUGAAGUGGGUUUCUUUGUUAUUGGAAGGUCAUAUUUGAAUAUGGUAUCUAUUUUGUGAUGGUCUUUUUGUUUGCCACAUGACUUCGGUAAUAUAUUAUGUGAUACAUAAAUAUUAUAGCUUAGGUAUUAUCGUGGAUGCACAUGGUGCAUAAUUUUGCAUGGAAAUCAUGGAUAUGUAGACUUUCCCUUUCAUGGUGGAUUUC
This is a messenger RNA of Camellia sinensis, 1473 nucleotides long. Lineage: Eukaryota; Viridiplantae; Streptophyta; Magnoliopsida; Ericales; Theaceae. The record is from RefSeq and is a predicted model, not a curated record.